Molecule: messenger RNA, 753 nt
Organism: Danaus plexippus (monarch butterfly)
Lineage: Eukaryota; Metazoa; Arthropoda; Insecta; Lepidoptera; Nymphalidae
Exons: 3
Coding region: 120-707 (195 amino acids)
Source: RefSeq, a predicted model, not a curated record
UUGCAACUCGCGCGUAUGCGGGGAAGUAGCAAUUAACAUGAACUGCUGACAUAUAUUUUUAGGGACGUGAUAAUUUUUUGUUUGAAUAAUAAAAAUGUCGUGUACUCAAAACAGUUAGCAUGUGUCGGUUCGCGUUUCUCGCUUUAAUGUUGGUGAAGCUGAUAACGAGCGCUCCGCCCCCCUUAAGGAUGACCAUUGACUGCGGGUCUGAUGAGGACCCAGCACUAAUGUCAAAUCCGAGGUCGCAAGAAUUAUCUAAAGUUAACUCACGUUUUGACUUCAAUACCAUAUGCGGUGCGAUCCAAAGUGCUAUACCAGAGACUGUGAAGGAUGGUAGGUUUAUCAUAGAAUCAGAUUUAUCUAGUUCUAGUGAUACUAUUGCUCCAAUUUCUUCUGCUCCACCCAGCGGCUUCAUCCCCAAAAUGGAUUUACCCAGAAUAAAACCACCCAGAUUGAGUUUACCGUCUCUGAACGUACCCAAGCUGAAACAUCUCCACGGCCAUUUGAAAACUCCAAGAGUCGGUACCCCGAUGUUAUUGAUUCCGUGGAAACAUGACGAGGAAUCCAGUGCAGAAAAAAUGGAAAGAUUUAAAAAGGGCGUACAGAAGAUGCUAAAUUUCGUGAAGGUUAUCGGUAAAAUUGAUAAAUAUAUAUCGGAAAGGACUAGAAUAGUGAUUGAUAAAUUAUCAAAGACUUUUGCCGAGUGAUAUUUGCUAUUAUCUGUAUUGAAUAUAUGAUGUAAGAUUAAAAAAA